Vigna radiata var. radiata (mung bean) is the source of this 693-nucleotide messenger RNA. Its product is annotated as ribonuclease S-2-like. NCBI's taxonomy places the organism in Eukaryota, Viridiplantae, Streptophyta, Magnoliopsida, Fabales, Fabaceae. Gene Ontology annotation, cellular component: extracellular region. Bases 1 to 693 code for a protein of 230 amino acids. The record is from RefSeq and is a predicted model, not a curated record. The transcript is spliced from 3 exons. Gene Ontology annotation, biological process: RNA catabolic process. Gene Ontology annotation, molecular function: ribonuclease T2 activity; RNA binding.
AUGAGCCAGCUUCUUCUGAUUUUCCUUUUCUUAGGAAUUCUUAACUGUGAUGCACAAUAUUUCAAUAACAACCCAUAUGAUUACCUUGAACUAGCCUUAAGGUGGCCAAACACUUAUUGCUUGACACACGAUGGUGGCUGCAGGGAAAUAGUUCCCCAAUAUUUCACUAUUAGCUACCUUCGUCCAAGGAAAAGAGGAGGACCUGAUAUGCAAUAUUGUCCCUCUCCAUUUACUAUGCCAAACAGCACUAUGGAGGUAAACAAAAAUGAUCUGCUAAAAUUUUGGCCUGAUCUUAGAACUGAUAACUUCAUAGAGAGCAAGUCAUUGUGGAAGGACCAAUGGAGAAAGUUUGCGUCAUGCUAUAAUAUGCUGCCAAAUGAUUAUAUUGUUUAUGCACUCAACAGUAGAAAGAGAAAUGAUCUUAAGAAAAUCUUGACAAGUGCAGGUAUUGUUGCGAGUGGAAAUCCAUAUCCAACACGAAGGAUACUACAAGCUUUCAGGAAAGCUUUAGGGGUUAAUGUGGACAUAAUUUGUGAGCCAGAUAGAAGUGGCAAUGUUUAUCUUGCUGAGGUUCAUCAGUGUGUUGAUGUUUCUGGAACAACGCCUAUAGACUGUGACAACAAAGCAAGAGGAUGUGAUGAUGACCCCAUUUUCCCUUAUAUGGGAUUCCAACCAGACAAAGAUCCCAAUUAA